AUGGCAUGCGAUUGUCAUAUUGAUACGCGCGUCAUUGUCCGUUGGUGCCCAACACGUGCCCACGCUCUUUUGGCAACGUCCGCUAAAGCAGUCGGCGUCACGCGAGCAUGGGUAGCCGGCAGCGUGCAUGCCAAAGAUGAGGUCGCGGCACGUGUACAUAAAGUCGAGGUAGCUCGACCACUCGGCCUGCGAAAUCGUCUUAAAGUAGGUCGCCGAGCACCCAGUCACGGGGUUCUGCGACGACGCCACCAUCGAGAUGAGGUUGUUGAAUAG
Cavenderia fasciculata is the source of this 273-nucleotide messenger RNA. RefSeq lists its product as uncharacterized. The record is from RefSeq and is a predicted model, not a curated record. Bases 1 to 273 code for a protein of 90 amino acids. The transcript has a single exon. Lineage: Eukaryota; Evosea; Eumycetozoa; Acytosteliales; Cavenderiaceae.